UCUUCUGGUGGUAAUGGCAGGCUUGGGUAUGAGCAGCUACGUGAUGUUACCAGGGUCCCGACGGGAUCCACCCUGCUGUGGCGUGAAGUAGAGAUACGGGCUGAGGGAGGAGGCGGGAAGACCAGGGUGGAGGCCGCCGUCAUAGCCGAGGUGAGGGUUCUUGGACCAGAGUGCUGGCUUGGAUGUCACUGGAUUCUGGAUAUGUGUUCUAGAAAAGUGACCACUGACUUUCUAAUGUGGGCUGAGACACGGUGAAAGGGAGGAUUCGGGGCUAUCUCUAGGGUUUUAGUCCUCAGCAGCUGUAGGAAUGGAAGCUCCAUCGACUGAGACGAGGAGGUCGGUAGUGUGAGUGAUGUUGCUGGGAGAUGUUCCGGAGAGCACCGACUGGAUGCAUUAAGUGAGCCGCCGAACACGCAAGUCUGGAAAUGUGGGGAGGGGUUCAGAAGGGAGACAUCCAAACACAUCAUGGCUACUGUGUGGGCCCAGCUGAGUGAGCUGUAGGUCACAGGUGUGAGGAGCAGUCUCUGGUUAUGGGGGUAAAGCUGGUCAUGGGGCCAGAAAGUGGUGGGAGGAAGGGGGACCGGGACCGGAUGCGUAGGUGAUGGUGUGCCUUCAGAGAUGAGGGAUGUGGGUGGCCACAGAGGGCGAGCGCGUCGGGGGCAGGAUACUCGGGCAGGUGGCCAAGGUUUCCAGCGGAAGAGUAGACGUGAGAGGGACCCAGAAGUUCGGGAGUACUUAAGGCAAGGUGAUGACACUCAGGCCCGUGAUGGGGUGCUCCUGCACUCUGAACUGCACCAGGGUUUUGUGAAGACUUUCAUCCUGGAGGAGUAAGGUCACGUGUGCCGUGCUGAUGUGAUCACCUGUGAGAGACACUGAGCCUGGGCUAGGCCACCAAGGAGCCUUGCUUUGAAUGAGGGUCGGGGGACAGAGGAAGACCGUGAUUGCCGAGGGGACCAGGGCAGCACAGGUGCGGGAGAACCUUGUCUGGUGAGAGGCGGGGGAACUCACGGCCCGAGUGUGAGAUCCCCUCCCACUCUUCUGCUGUUGGGAAGGUCUCCUGCUCAAACUGCCUUUUCAUCACAGGUGCAUUUCCUGCUUUUCCCUUUGUACGGGUCUCAGCGCCCUACCAGCCCAUGGACUUACACAUCCUCUUACAGGAACCGGGAGGCACCUCACCCUCUCGAUCCUGUGAAGCGUGCAUCCUACAGCUCCUGGUUGUCACUUUUUUCCAGAGUGCCACCCCCGUGUGGGCCUGUGUGGGCUGUGGUGUCCCCUCCCAGGCUGUGAAUAUCUGUGAUUACUGAAGUGCCAUCCAUCUCAUCUGUCCAGUGUUAGGUGUUCUGUGUUUGGCCAUCCCCAUAACCCUAAGAUGGGACUCCCGCCCUCCCCAGUGGGGUGAAGCGGAGGUGGUUAAAAUACCAGUAACACGUGGGGAGGCCAGGGAGAUUUCUGUGGUGUGGGGCAGUGAGGUGUGGUGACCAUAGGCAUGUGGCUGUGGGAUCCAGUCUCAAGAACGAUGUGUCCUUGGAGAGGGAGUAUGCCUGAUUGACGCCAGGGCCCUGGUUUUCAGCAGAAUAACCUGGAUGGCCAGGAAGAUCCCUCUAUGCCAGGGCCACAACUUCGAUAUAUAUAUGCUUGUCCACCUGCCUCCUCUUGUGUCAGCGGGACCCUGCGAUCGGUGGGCCACGAGGAGACAUGGUGGUGCCAUGGCACCCAGGCACGGGGGCCUGGUUUCUCCUCUCGGUUGGGGAGAUCAGGGGGAGGAUGGGCAUAGGGUAGAUGUGGGUGGGAAAAGGGGUAUGGGUUCUUGGGAGAGGGGCUUUUUGUGGUUUCAUCUGUCCCCAUCCUGCCAGGGCAGGGUGACCUUUGAAGACGUGGCCGUGUACUUCUCCUGGGAGGAAUGGGGUCUCCUUGAUGAGGCUCAGAGAUGUCUGUACCAGGAUGUGAUGCUGGAGAACUUGGCACUUAUAACCUCCUUGGGUUGUAGGCAUGGUGCGGAGGAUGAGGAGGCACCUGAGCGGAAGGUUUCCGUACAAGGCGUGUCCCAGGUCAGGACUUUCAAGGCAGUUGUGUCUCCCCAGAAGGCCCAUUCUCGUGAGGUGUGUGGCCAGGACUUGAGAGACAUUUUGCUCUCCACCGAGCACCAGGCAACACUUUGUGGACAGAAUCUCUACAAGAUUGAGGCAUGUGAGAAACAGUUGUGUUUUGAAGCAAACCUUCAGCACCAGAAGGAGCACAUUGGAGAGAAAUGCUUCAGAGGCAACAUGGCCAGAGCUUCUUUUGUGAAGGACUACAAAUUGUGUGUGUCAGGGAAACCCUUUUCCUGUGGGGUGGUUGAGAGGGACAUCUUGGCCACCUCGAGAUUCUUCCAGCAGCAGGCCACACACAGCAGGGAGAAGUCAUACAGGACGACGGAGUAUGGGGCAUCCUCUCGUGGAAGGAAAGCGCAACGCAACUGGGAAGGCGCAAAGGACUUCACUUGCAAACACACACUUGUUCACCACCAGAGAGACCUCGCUAGAGAGAGAUGCUUCAUGUGCAGUGAAUGUGGGAAAUCUUUUAGCAAAAGCUACAGCCUCAAUGACCACUGGAGAGUGCACACUGGGGAAAAGCCUUAUGAGUGUGGGGAAUGUGGGAAGUCCUUCAGGCAGAGCUCUAGCCUCAUUCAGCACCGGAGAGUUCACACUGGAGCAAGGCCUCACGAGUGUGACGAAUGUGGCAAAUUGUUUAGUAACAAGUCUAACCUCAUUAAACAUCGGAGAAUUCACACUGGGGAACGGCCGUAUGAGUGUAGUGAAUGUGGGAAGUCCUUCAGCGAAAGCUCUGCGCUCCUCCAACACCGCAGUGUUCACACUGGAGAAAGGCCUUAUGAGUGCAGUGAAUGUGGGAAAUUCUUUACCUACCACUCCAGUCUCAUAAAACACCAGAGAGUUCACUCGGGAUCGAGGCCCUAUGAGUGCAGUGAAUGUGGAAAAUCCUUUACUCAAAACUCCAGCCUCAUCGAACACCGUAGAGUUCAUAGUGGAGAAAGGCCUUACAAGUGCAGCGAAUGUGAGAAAUCUUUUAGCCAAAGCUCCGCGCUGCUUCAACAUCGGAGAGUUCACACUGGAGAAAGGCCUUAUGAGUGCAGCGAAUGUGGGAAAUUCUUUACUUACAGUUCCAGUCUCCUCAAACACCAGAGAGUACAUACUGGAUCAAGGCCUUAUGAGUGCAGUGAAUGUGGGAAAUCCUUUACUCAAAACUCCAGUCUCAUUAAACACAGGAGAAUUCACACUGGAGAAAGACCUUACGAGUGCAGCGAAUGUGGGAAAUCCUUUAGCCACAGUUCUAGUCUCAUUAAGCACCGAAAAGUGCACACUGGAGAAAGGGUUUAGGAGGACAGUGACUUUGGGAAACGUUCGCCUCUGUCUUCCAUUUCAGUGCCCAUUCAAAUACUCACACUGAAAACGGCUUUAUGAGUGUUGGAACGUGGGAUAUUCUUUACCUAUGAGUCCAAGCUCCUAAACCACCACAGUGUCUCCUUAGAUGAAGGCCUGUGAAUGUGAAGAAUGUGGGAGAUGGCUAACCAAAGGCUAGCCUCAUUGCUCUCCAGAGAACUCACGGUAGUGAAAGGCCUUACAGAUGCAGUGAAUAUGAGAAAGCCUUCAUCUGAAGGACUUUACCUCAUAGGACUUCACAAAUUUCAAAGGGGAGAACUACCUUAAAUGUGCAGGUAUUUAAUUGAUGAAUGUGACAACACGGGAGGAGAUCCCUUAUGAAGGUGCCAUCUGCCUGUGUUGAAGCUCAUACAGUCAGACAUCUACAUAAAUCCCGGGUAUGUGGCAGCUGCAUUGCAGUCUUUGAACCUGCCCAGGGGCCGUGCCCCAGUGUCAGGGCAAUUGCUGGAUGACUAAUGAAUAGCCUGAGCGCUUACUCCUUCCCCGUUUUUCCUCUCUGAGGAGAGGGCAUGCAUCUCCCCCAGUUUUGUCCUGCGGGACUGUCGGUGAUUUGAAAAGGUGGACGACAUUUUUCAGGAUUGUUACUGUCCUCAUGAGACUCUGUGAUGGCAUUUCCCAGCCUCCAAAUCACCAACCCAGGAACAUUCUGCCUCCCGUUGCUCUUGCUGUAUGACAAUAAAGAUCUUAUUGUUUAAGCCA
Molecule: messenger RNA, 4136 nt
Organism: Callorhinus ursinus (northern fur seal)
Lineage: Eukaryota; Metazoa; Chordata; Mammalia; Carnivora; Otariidae
Biological process (GO): regulation of transcription by RNA polymerase II
Molecular function (GO): RNA polymerase II cis-regulatory region sequence-specific DNA binding; DNA-binding transcription factor activity, RNA polymerase II-specific
Source: RefSeq, a predicted model, not a curated record